UUUCUAAAAGUCAUGGUUAUCACCUAAUGUAUAAGUGUUAUAAAACUAGCUUGGAUGUCUUUUUCAUGAAUAAAUUCUAGCUAAUAUUUCUUAGCUGAAUUUAGUUUAGGCGUCUGUUUUUGGUGAAUUGAUUAGAGUUUCUAACACUGUCUUUAUGGGUCAAUUUCAAGUGUGAUUCUGAUUUCACUUUAGGGCAUGUGGGAUUUGGAAAGGAGCAGUCAAAAUUAUGAAAUUAUUAAUGCUACUUUGGAUGUUAAAUCUGUUGCACCAAACGUGAGCUGUGUGAUCUGCCUAGAGAUCAGAGCUAUAAUUUGUUUUGUUUUGUUUUACAAUGUGGUUUAAUGAGAGAUUUCAUUUACCUCAGAUGAUAUUUCUUCAUGCUUGAGAGAAAUGGGUAAUGCUAUGUAACUCUGAAGCUUUGAUAAUGUGUGUGUGGUUUUCCUCCCAUAGGCAAUUAUUUCCAGUCAGAGAAGGAAACCAGUGCCUGGCCUUCUCACCAGCUUUCCUCCUGCCAUGAUCAAGUGCUUGUCAGUUGAAGUACAAGCCAAAUUGCGUUCUGGUUUGGCUAUAUGCUCCUUAGGCCAAUGCGUUGAGGAGCUUGCCCUCAACAGUAUUGAUGCGGAAGCGAAAUGUGUGGCUGUCAGGGUGAAUCUGGAAACCUUCCAAGUUCAAGUGAUAGACAAUGGAUUUGGGAUGGGGAGUGAUGAUGUAGACAAGGUGGGAAAUCGUUAUUUCACUAGUAAAUGCAACUCUAUACAGGACUUGGAGAACCCAAGGUUUUAUGGUUUCCGAGGGGAGGCCUUGGCAAGUAUAGCUGACAUGGCCAGUGCUGUGGAAGUUUCGUCCAAGAAAAACAGGACAAUGAAAACUUUUGUGAAACUGUUUCAGAAUGGAAAAGCCCUGAAAGCUUGUGAAGCUGACUUGACUAGACCAAGCGCUGGGACAACAGUAACAGUAUAUAACCUAUUUUAUCAGUUACCUGUGAGAAGGAAGUGCAUGGAUCCUAGACUGGAGUUUGAGAAGGUUAGGCAGAGGAUAGAGGCUCUCUCACUCAUGCACCCUUCCAUUUCUUUCUCUCUGAGAAAUGAUGUUUCUGGUUCCAUGGUUCUCCAACUUCCUAAAACCAAAGACAUAUGUUCCCGAUUUUGUCAAAUUUAUGGACUGGGCAAGUCCCAAAAGUUAAGAGAAAUAAAUUUUAAAUAUAAAGAGUUUGAGCUUAGUGGCUAUAUCAGCUCUGACGCACAUUAUAAUAAGAAUAUGCAGUUUUUGUUUGUGAACAAAAGGCUAGUUUUAAGGACAAAGUUACAUAAACUCAUUGACUUUUUAUUAAGGAAAGAAAGUACUAUAUGCAAACCAAAGAAUGGCUCUGCCAGUAGGCACAUGAAUUCAAGUCCUCGACUUCGGUCUAACCCAGAACUCCAUGGGAUAUAUGUAAUCAAUAUGCAGUGCCAAUUCUGUGAGUAUGAUGUGUGCAUGGAACCAGCAAAAACUCUGAUUGAGUUUCAGAACUGGGAUACUCCUUUGGUUUGCAUUCAGGAAGGAGUAAAAAUGUUUUUAAAGAAAGAAAAAUUAUUUGUGGAAUUGUCAGGUGAGGACAUUAAGGAAUUUAGUGAAGAUAAUGAUUUUAGUUUACUUAGUGCUCCUCUUCAGAAGCAUGUGUCCUCUGAUGAGAAGGGUGACCAGGUCAGUUUCCAGGAAGCAUGUAAUAAUAUUUUGGAUUCCUAUGAAAUGUUUAAUUUGCAGUCAAAAGCUGUGAAAAGAAAAGCUACUAUAGAAAACAUAAAUACACAGAAUUCUAAGGAUUCAGAAGCUAUCAUAAAAAAGACAAAUGAUUCAUUUUUGUACACUUAUGACUCAGAUGGCCCAGGCCAUAGUAAAAAGACAGAGUCAUCUUUACAAAACAAAGAUAGCUCUUGCUCAAAAUCAGGGAUCUUAGAACAAGAAACAGCUGAAGCAUCAGAAUCAGGAGAAAAUGAGAAACAUAAAAAAUCCUGUUUGGAACUUAACUCUUCAGGAAAUCCAUAUGGAACCAGUUCAGAAAUGUUCACAAGCCCUUUUCAGACAUCUUAUCACUUUGAGGAAAAUGGAGAAGAUCUGGAAACACAGAAAGUAAGUACUACUGUUAAUGGCAUGACUGCCAACAUCCUGAAAAAUAAUAGAAUUCAGAAUCAACUAGAGAGAUUUAAAGAUGCUACUGAAAUGGGAUACCAACCUCUGCCUUAUGAGACAACGUCAUUGAGAGUACAUGGUACUCAGAGAGAGGAUGAGAAAAGAAAAAAAGAACCUAGUAAUUGUGGAAAAAGAAACGUUUUUAGUUAUGGACAAGUUAAAUUAUGUUCCACUGGCUUUAUAACUCAUGUGGUACAAAGUGAGCAAACUAAAUUAACUGAAACAGAACAUUUAUUUAAAAAUUGUGUUCGACCUGGUCCUGCAAGUGCCAAAGAAACAUUUGGAAAUAGAACAUGCCAUUCAAUUGAGACUCCAAACAUCAAAGAUUUAACCAGCACUGUAAGUACAGAAUUUGCUCAACUGCCCAACAAAAAAUUAUGCAGAACAAAUAUAAGUUAUGGGCUAGAGAACAAACCCAUAGCAACUUAUAAAAAUUUUGCUAUUUUUCAGGAAGGUAGUAAAAAGUCAGAUACAGGCUGCUUAUUACCUAACACAUCCUCUUCUUUCCCUUGGUGUAAACAUGUUUCAAAUGGUAGUAAGAAAACAGAUAAGUUGAUUGAUUCCUCCAAACCCAUAGCCCUUAAGAAGCUAAGCUUAAGUUCACAACUAGGAUCUUUAGAGAAGUUUAAGAGGCAAUAUGGGAACGUUAAAAAUCCUCUGAAUACAGAAAUGGAAAAUAAUAAUUUUGAAAUCACUACCAAUCUCAGUCCUCAAGUUGAACCUGACAGUCUGCAGAAAGAUAAGAACCACUUAGACAACUCCAAUAUUUGUAAAAUCACUACUAUGAGAUGUAAUGAUUCAAAUAGUAGUUGUCAACCAGUCAGUCACAUUCUUUACUCAGAGAAGUUUCCAUUCUCCAAGGAAGAAGAUUGUUUGGAACAACAGAUGCCUUGCUUAAGAGAAAGUCCUACGACUCUGAAGGAGUUAUCUCAUUUUAACAGAAAACUUUUGGAUGUUGAGAAGUCACCUGAAUCUCUAGCCUCUAAAUUAUCCAGAAUGAAAGGUUCCGAAAGAGAGACUCCAACAGUGGAAAUGAUGAGUCAUUUUAAUGAACUUCUACAAUCAGAUUCCAGUAGGAAAGACAUUGACUUGUGCAGUGGGUUAACCCUAGAUUCUUAUAAGUUAUUUAAAAAUGAACAUAAGAAAACAGAGAGUGGCAUCAUCCCGAUGUUGGACUCUGUCACACAGGAUGAAACAUAUUCUGACAAUACAACAGAGAACUCGGUGAUACCAGAAACUCCUUUGGUAUUACCCUCUAAUAAUUGUAAGUCUUUCAGUAAAGAUUCAGAUGUUCUUAUAGAUUCAGAACAGCAGAGAGGAAGUCCUGACUCUCCCAGUAGAAUGUUAAUGAGUCACAUAGAAGAUUCCACAGUUGACCAAAAGGGAACUUGUUUUCAGAGUGAGGAAUCUAUAGCAAGAACUUGUUCUGAAGAUGAAGAGUCAAACACAUGUUCUUUGGAUUGGCAGCAGCAUUUUGAUGUAGCACUGGGAAGAAUGGUUUAUAUCAACAAAAUAACUGGACUUAGCACAUUCACUGCUCCUACUGAGGAUGUUCAGGCUGCUUGUACUAAAGACCUGACAACUGUGGCUGUGGAUGUCAUGCUUGAGAAUGAUACUGUGUAUGAUGCUGUUGGUAGUGAAUCGCUUCAGUCUUUGUUCUCAGAAUGGGACAAUCCAGUAUUUGCCCGUUAUCCAGAGGUUGCUGUUGAUGUAAGCAGUGGCCAGGCUGAGAGCUUAGCGGUUAAAAUUCACAACAUCUUGUAUCCUUAUCGUUUCACUAAAGAAAUGAUUCAUUCGAUGCAGGUUCUCCAGCAAGUGGAUAACAAGUUUAUUGCCUGUUUAAUGAGCACUAAGACUGAAGAGAAUGGUGAGGCAGAUGGAAACCUGCUAGUUUUGGUGGAUCAGCAUGCUGCCCAUGAGCGUGUCCGUUUGGAGCAGCUUAUUAUUGAUUCUUAUGAGAAGCAACAGCCACAAGGCUCUGGUCGGAAAAAAUUACUGUCUUCCACUGUAAGUCCUCCACUAGAGAUAUCAGUGACAGAGGAACAAAGGAGACUCUUAUGGUGUUACCAAAACAAUCUGGAAGAUCUGGGCCUUGAAAUUACAUUUCCAGACACUAGUGAGUCUCUGGUCCUUGUAGGAAAAGUGCCACUCUGUUUUGUAGAAAGAGAAGCUAAUGAAGUUCGAAGAGGAAGAUCUACUGUGACCAAGAGUAUCGUGGAGGAAUUUAUUCGAGAACAAGUGGAGCUACUCCAGACCACAGGAGGCAUCCAAGGGACUUUGCCACUGACUGUCCAGAAGGUGCUGGCAUCCCAAGCCUGCCAUGGGGCCAUUAAGUUUAAUGAUGGCCUGAGCCUAGAGGAGAGCUGUCGCCUUAUUGAAGCUCUGUCCUGGUGCCAGCUGCCAUUCCAGUGUGCUCAUGGGAGACCUUCUAUGCUGCCGUUAGCUGACAUAGACCACUUGGAGCAGGAAAAACAGAUUAAACCCAAUCUUGCUAAACUUUGCAAAAUGGCCCAGGCCUGGCGUCUGUUUGGAAAAGCAGAAGGUUGUGAUACAAGGCAAAGCCUACAGGCUUCCAUGCCUCCUUGUGAGCCACCAUGAGAACAGAAUUGUUGAUUUAUGAGGAACCAAAGAGAUGCUGUCUGCCUCUGUGCAAAGAGCAUGAGCAGCAGGCACCCACGGUCUUGCCUGAAUCUGCCCAGUGUACCCGAGCAACCAAGCAACAUCACUCUUCCUUGAGCAGAUGCUCCUCUAGCUGAGUAGCCAGAUGGAAUCCAAACCUGGACAGUUCAUUCAUUUGCAUCCAUGGACACAGGAGGUGGCCCUAUGAUAUCUACUUUUUGUAACUUAUUUAGGGAUAAAAUUUAAUGAUUGAUUGUCUGCUU
This is a messenger RNA of Ceratotherium simum simum (southern white rhinoceros), 5051 nucleotides long. Lineage: Eukaryota; Metazoa; Chordata; Mammalia; Perissodactyla; Rhinocerotidae. The record is from RefSeq and is a predicted model, not a curated record.